This is a messenger RNA of Microtus ochrogaster (prairie vole), 818 nucleotides long. It is a transcript of the gene Sncg, whose product is annotated as synuclein gamma. Gene Ontology annotation, cellular component: neuronal cell body; cytoplasm; axon terminus. Gene Ontology annotation, molecular function: cuprous ion binding. NCBI's taxonomy places the organism in Eukaryota, Metazoa, Chordata, Mammalia, Rodentia, Cricetidae. The record is from RefSeq and is a predicted model, not a curated record. Gene Ontology annotation, biological process: synaptic vesicle endocytosis; synapse organization; chemical synaptic transmission.
GCCCCCACCCCGCCCUGGGCUGGCCAGGUUCCAGCCAGCAGCCACACAUCAAUAUUUCAUCCACGUCAAUAAGAGGCAGCGGCGGCAGGGACAGCGGCUGCAGCCAGCACUUGCCAGCUCCGGUCCCUAGCUCGCAGCAGUCAGGUCCCAUCCUCGCAACCACCAUGGACGUCUUCAAGAAAGGGUUCUCCAUUGCCAAGGAAGGUGUGGUGGGGGCUGUGGAGAAGACCAAGCAGGGAGUGACAGAAGCGGCUGAGAAGACCAAGGAAGGAGUCAUGUAUGUGGGCACCAAGACCAAGGAGAACGUGGUACAAAGUGUCACCUCAGUGGCUGAGAAGACAAAGGAGCAGGCCAGUGCCGUCAGUGAAGCUGUGGUCACCAGCGUCAACACGGUGGCCAGCAAGACCGUGGAGGAGGCAGAAAACAUUGUAGUCACCGCUGGGGUGGUACGCAAGGAGGACUUGGAACAACCGGCGUCUGCCCAGGACCAGGAGGCCAAAGAGCAAGAGGAGGAUGAAGAGGCCAAGAGUGGAGGAGACUAGGAGACUGCCAUCAGCCACAGAGGCCCAAGGGACAGCCCCUCUACCUUGGAUCCCGUCCCCACCUGGCAAUAAGUGCCCUGCCUAAAGUGCCCUGCCGGUUGCCCACGUUCUCUGCGCCCCAGCGGAGUGCCACAAGCCUAUCCACGCGCGCACGCUACUGCCAGCGCCAGCGCCCCCUGCUGGCUCCUUUUGCCCUAUGGUCCUCUGGAUCCCAAAGAUCAGAUGCUGCUGUAAUUUUUUUUUUUUUAAAUGAUUCCAAAUAAAACCUGAGCCCCA